UGCGUGCGACGAAGAGCACGCAUCCAGCUGUGUGUGUUUGUCAUCUUUUCAGAUUGCUGCCUGCGCCGUCGACCAAACAUACAUGAAAAAGUCGUUCAAUCGUCAAAUCAGGCGCACGCGCGCAAUCAGGCGCACGACGCGUAAAGAGAACCCAUCAGCGCGCCCGUCCUCAUCCUCAUGACGCUCCAACGCCACCCCCACCCCCACCAUGCUCAUGCCCAUCCUCAUCCUCAUCCUCAUCCGUAUGAUGCUGCACCUCCGUCGCUGCCAUCUCUAAGGACCGAUGCUGAGGUGAGGAGGAAUCUCCUGAACCCGAGCGCGAACAGCACCUGCUCCAGCAGUCUCUCGUGAAGAAGGCAUGGAGGGCCUGCCAGUACCACCAUUGGAAGAAGAAGGCCCCCCAGACGGCUCCAAAAACGGUUGCGAGGGGCCAUUGGUCUCCGAAGGGCCACGCCGAGAGGAGGGGUGUGCCUGAUGCCCACUCGACGAAGAGCGUCGCCGCGAUCCCCACAAAGGACAAUCCGACCACCACCGCGACACCUUCGCCGACAGCUUCACGACAAGCCCUCUGCAGCACAUCAUAAGCAACACAUGUGGUGUCUGUGCUGAGGUAGUGUAGUCACAGCCCACCUCAGUACUUGUGUGGAUAUCAUUUCGUCCUUCUCCACGGCGAUGCCCCAAUCCGUCACGAGUUGUUGACGCAGUCUGUCGAGGUUGACUUCGUCCGGGAUCCGUAGAGGGAAGCCGCCUUUGUAGAAUCCCCGCACGUGCUCACAAUCCUCCUCGCGCCCAAUGAUGAUGAGAGUCUGAUUCUCAGCCGUUGCCUUGUCCCAUGUGCAACCUUCACACACAAAGACAGCACGUCAUACACAUGCUGCAUAAGGCAGGCAGGCAGGCAGGCGCUAGGCAGGCGUGUGUGUCUCUGUGUGCGCACCGACCUGCAUCAUCCUUGUCACCACAGUUGACUAUGCGAUACAGACGGCUUCCCUUCCACAUCUCUUCGUUCCUCUUCCCUGUGGCGUUGUUCGGCCACUCUCGGUUGGCGUCCAAGAGGCGGCGCGGAAGGCCAUGCGAUGCCUCCUCAGUAGGGCGGAGCUCGACGAUCACAAGCUCUCCCUGCGCAGGCAAGUGCGGGGGGGGAGACGUGGCGGACGCGCUUUCUCCCACCAUCUGGAG
This is a messenger RNA of Vitrella brassicaformis, 1176 nucleotides long. NCBI's taxonomy places the organism in Eukaryota, Vitrellaceae. The record is from the annotation of a GenBank genome assembly.